UUUGGGUUGAGAAAAAUUCUCGAGGCCCAGCGAUUGCCAUUUGAAUUUUCAAAACUCGAGACCGUUUCCUGGGCUCUUCAAUAUAUUCUAUGCAAGGCGAAGAAGAGUUUUCUUCUUAUUUUACUACCUCGAGUCCACUACAAAUGAUCUUAGGAAAAAUAGAUAAGUCUAAAAUUUCUAUGAUGCGAAUACCUUUGCGAAUUCUUGCCUUCUCUCCUUUCAGAGUUUCCUUGUUAAGAUACGUGAAGGAGCAGUUUUCAUCAAAGCAUUGGACAAGAAACCGUUCGAAGCUGUUUGUAUUUGGUGGAGUUAUUAUAGUAGCCUUCAUAGUAGCGCAAAGAAGAAAAAUUCACAGAGCUCUAACUGUCUCUUCUAACUUGACUCUUGUUCGGAGUGCAGCACAGCUAACCAGCGAUUCAACAAAGAUAUUGAGAGACGAGGUUUCUCAAAAGUCUAUUUCUAUCUAUAGAUAUGUCAUUUCUUUAGUGUGCAACUUACUUAACAAAUUUCAUGGCGCUAUCAAAAUUUCCGAUGACCAACAAAGGCAAAGUGAUAUAAGCUCCAUAAAAAGUUUAGUAAGAACGAGAACAGAGAAGUUGCUGCAAUUUUUUCGAAUCAUUCAAGGCAAACCGCCUGCCGGACUGAAUCUUGAGGAAACAGUUUAUAACCAAGUAGAAGCAAUAUGUGACUUGCUAGAGGUCCUAUUGAUGCAAAGAGACGAGCCGUAUAAUCAGUUCAAUCAUGCGCAUAACUUGAAAGCUUCUCCUGUUGGUCAUUCUAGGAUAGGACAGCAAGACAAAGUCUUGGAACCUCUUGAAUCCAACGACUACAACAUCCACGUAGAUAAAGAAAACAGUCCUUGCAAUGCCUAUGAAAAAUUGAACAAUGCAAUAUCUUUAACAGAACGACUGACAAGAGACCUGGCAACUUUUCGAAAAUCGAAAGAACAGAGUUGAAGUAAUUUCAAGUAAGUUUGUGUUUUCCAUUGAUAAAAUGCAUGUUAAGAUAUUUCAACUUUACG
Galdieria sulphuraria is the source of this 1021-nucleotide messenger RNA. RefSeq lists its product as uncharacterized. The record is from RefSeq and is a predicted model, not a curated record. The transcript has a single exon. Bases 90 to 956 code for a protein of 288 amino acids. Lineage: Eukaryota; Rhodophyta; Bangiophyceae; Galdieriales; Galdieriaceae.